Messenger RNA from Penicillium digitatum Pd1, 171 nucleotides. The record is from RefSeq and is a predicted model, not a curated record. Lineage: Eukaryota; Fungi; Ascomycota; Eurotiomycetes; Eurotiales; Aspergillaceae.
AUGCUAGUUAUCCGCGGUAUCGUUUCGGCUCUCUUCAAAGGGUACAAACGAAACAACGCCCAGAAGCUCGAACGCUGUCACUUAGCCUCUAGAAACAGUGGGCACCACUGCCAUCAUCGUUCAACACACAAAGCAUCCAAGACGACAUUCUUUUUGCAACUUGCCCGAUGA